Messenger RNA from Stegodyphus dumicola, 2117 nucleotides. RefSeq lists its product as uncharacterized. The record is from RefSeq and is a predicted model, not a curated record. Gene Ontology annotation, biological process: regulation of transcription by RNA polymerase II. NCBI's taxonomy places the organism in Eukaryota, Metazoa, Arthropoda, Arachnida, Araneae, Eresidae. Gene Ontology annotation, molecular function: RNA polymerase II cis-regulatory region sequence-specific DNA binding; DNA-binding transcription activator activity, RNA polymerase II-specific. Gene Ontology annotation, cellular component: nucleus.
UCCAACUGGCUAAAAGGCUGGGAUGCGUUGAAUUCUACGCGUAGUAUAGCUAUGCGGCGAAGAUUAAAUUUCGCGUUAUGUACGUUUAAUCCUGUAAGUUAGAUAAAUUUACUUUAGAAAAUGAAGUAUAUGUCAUAGUGUUUGUAAGUGUGCAUAGUAGUCAAACAAGAGUCGAAAAUCAGAAAUGUUAAUUGUAUCAGGUCUGUAUAUUUAACUGUGAUCUUCCUCUAUAUAAGUUUAGGUAAUUAAAUAGCUUUGUAACGCAAGGUAAAAGUAAUUUUCCUAUUGUAAAUGAAAUUAUAUAUAAUUGUUCCCAGUUUUAGAAAUCAGUGACAUUUGGAGAGCUUUUCGCCGUAUAGAGACCUCAAACGACCAGCUGAUAGAUCAAUAAAAAGAAGAAAUUUAUAAUCUUUUGAAAACAGUUUUUUACAGCGAAGAAGAUUCGGCUAUCUAGUUUUUAAAUUUGUUUUAACUACUGGGAAUUUUUAGAAACACCCGAUUUAGAAGUUUUAGAUAAAGGAAAAUGGAUAAUAACUGUUCAGACGGUGAGUUAAUUGUGCCUGAUAAUUUAAAAAGUUAUGAUUGUGAUACAUCUGAAGAGCAUUUAAGUGAAGAGUCUGAUUUUUUAGAACAUUCCGAAGUUCAGGAAGAAGAAGAAGAAACAACCGAAAAAUUUUCAGAAGUGCACCAACUUAAUCACAAUGCAAGAGCACCUUAUCAGUGUGAGCUGUGUAAUAAAACUUUCAAAAGAAGAAAUCAUUUAGCCCUUCAUCAUAUGUAUCAUACUGGAACUAAACCUUAUGCCUGUAACUUAUGCAAUAAGCGUUUUACUACACAAAGUAAACUUAAUGUACAUUGUCGUAUCCAUACAGGAGAAAGACCUUAUGUAUGCGAGAUAUGUAAUCGAGGUUUUACAACAAAAUGUGUUCUUAAGGUGCACAGUAUUAUUCAUACAGGACUAAAACCUCAUCAGUGUGACGUGUGCCAGAAAUGUUUUAAAACUAAAUAUCAACUUGAUGUGCACAACCGUAUACAUCUGAGUGAAAAGCCUUUUGUAUGUACAAUAUGCAACAAAGGCUUUGUAACAAAAUGCAAGCUUGAUGCCCAUUAUCCUAUUCAUGAAAAAGAAGGUAUAACUUAUGCUUGUGAAAUAUGUAAUAAAAUUUUCAAGAUAAAACGUAAUAUGGAGAAGCAUGUAAAUUCUCAUUUUGUAGAGAAACGCCUUCAUGUCUGUAUGGUAUGUCAUAAAGGUUUCAAGGAAAAAAGCCAACUUACUAAACACGCUCGAGUUCACACUGGUGAGAAACCUUAUGAAUGUGCAGCAUGCGAUAAACGUUAUGCCAGGAGGAGUGAUCUUCAUCUUCAUUUACUUACUCAUACUGGAGAAAAAAAUUUUGAAUGUGAUGUAUGUUAUAAAACUUUUGUAUCAGGAAGUAAACUUAAUUCACAUAAACAAAUUCAUAAUAAAGAUAAGGUGAUCAUUCGUAAGAUACCUAAUAAUAAAGAUGCAAAGCAUAUGUGUCAUGUGUGUAAUAAAAUUUUUGUGACAAGAUCUAAUUUGACUGUCCAUUGUCGCAUUCAUACCGGAGAAAAACCUUUUCAUUGUACAAUAUGUAAUAAAAACUUUAGAGUUAAGCCAGCUCUUCAAGCACAUAUUCUUAUUCAUACUGGAGAAAAGCCACAUGUUUGUGAAGUAUGUAAGAAAUGCUUCAGAACCAAACAGGAUUUUCUCAUGCAUUGCCGCAUUCAUACUGGAGAAAAACCCUACCUGUGUAGUGUGUGUAAUAAAGCUUUUGUAUCGAAGAGUAAACUUGUUGUGCACACUCGCAUUCACACUAAAGAAAGACCAUAUAUCUGCGAUAUAUGUACUAAAGGCUUCAAGUCAAAGUACCAGCUUACUGUACAUACUCGUUCUCAUCAAAAUGAUAGACCUUUCAUAUGUGAGGUAUGUGAAAAAGCAUUUAAAACAAAGGAUCAUAUGAAGUCUCAUUGUGCUAAAGUGCAUAAUGCUAAAAAGAAAAAUUCUGAAUGAAGGCACAUUUAACAAUAAACAGCAUAUGUAAUUAAAGAAAAUAUGUAUGUAAGCUGUGUAAUAAAUUACAUGACAUUAUAAUAUA